Molecule: messenger RNA, 1134 nt
Organism: Engraulis encrasicolus (European anchovy)
Lineage: Eukaryota; Metazoa; Chordata; Actinopteri; Clupeiformes; Engraulidae
Gene: mapre3a
Product: microtubule-associated protein, RP/EB family, member 3a
Exons: 7
Coding region: 78-857 (259 amino acids)
Biological process (GO): protein localization to microtubule; spindle assembly; regulation of microtubule polymerization or depolymerization
Cellular component (GO): spindle midzone; microtubule organizing center; cytoplasmic microtubule
Molecular function (GO): microtubule plus-end binding
Source: RefSeq, a predicted model, not a curated record
ACGAGAGGGGGGCUGACAGAAGGGAUACCGCAAACGAAAUAACGGCACAGACGGACGCACUCUAAACACUGUCAGUCAUGGCUGUGAACGUGUAUUCCACCUCUGUGACCAACGAGAACCUGAGCCGCCAUGACAUGCUGGCCUGGGUCAACGAUUCUAUACAGCUCACCUACACCAAGAUAGAGCAGAUGUGUUCAGGGGCGGCCUACUGCCAGUUCAUGGACAUGCUCUUCCCAGGCUGCAUACUGCUGAAGAAGGUGAAGUUUCAGGCCAAGCUGGAGCACGAGUUCAUACACAACUUCAAAGUGCUGCAGGCCGCCUUCAAGAGGAUGAACGUUGACAAAAUCAUUCCAGUGGAGAGGCUCGUGAAGGGCAAAUUCCAGGACAACUUUGAGUUCGUUCAAUGGUUCAAGAAGUUCUUCGACGCCAACUACGACGGCAAAGACUACGAUCCGAUGCAGGCGCGGCAGGGCCAGGAUGUGAACCCAGCCCCCAACCCAGGACCACAGAGAACAUCCCCAACAGUCCCCAAGAACAUGCCCACACCACAGAGGGUGACCACCACCAUCAGGAAGAACCCCUCCCUCUCACGGAACGGCGGCAGCGACGCGGAGAUGGUGGAGCUCAAUCAGCAGUUAAUGGAGCUGAAGCUGACGGUGGACGGACUUGAAAAGGAGAGAGACUUCUACUUCAGUAAACUGAGGGACAUUGAGCUAAUCUGCCAAGAACACGAGAGUGACACCAACCCAGUCCUGUCCCGAAUAAUAGACAUCCUCUAUGCCACAGAGGACGGCUUCGCACCUCCAGAAGAUGAAGACCUUGACGAGCAGGCCCAUCUGGACCAGGAUGAAUACUGAUCCCUCCAUCAUAUGGACCCACCCCUCUCUUUUACUCCUCUUUCAAAUCCCCCCAUCCUUCCUUCCUUCCCCUCUGCACGCAACUAUGAUCUUCUGUGUUCCCCUUGUAUCAGUCAUACUGUCUGUCUGUCUGCUUGUCUGUCUGUUUGUCUGUCUGUCUGUCUGACUGUCUGUCUGUCUGACACCCACCUUGCCACACGGACUAACAUCAGACGGCGCCCCCCACAGGCACGGAGACCGUAGCAAACAGCAGUUAACAUAUCUUAGACUCUUCUCU